AUGGGGAGGUUCUCUUUUAUUGUACUUCUAGCUCUUGUUGAUUUCUUCCUUGAAUGCUCACACUUUUGUUGGUGUACAAGUGCAACCUCAACUAUUGCCUGCAUAGAAGCAGAAAGACUGGCUCUUCAAGACUUCAAAGACAGCCUAACCGGCAACCUCAAUCGGCUCUCUUCGUGGACAGGACAAGAUUGCUGCAAAUGGGAAGGAGUUGGCUGCAACAACAGCAAUGGACAUGUCAUCAAGCUUGACCUCCGAAACCUGGUCUAUCCAGAUUCAUUAGGAUAUGUUAUUGAAGUUUCCAACCGGUUAAAAGCAAAAGCUGUUAACCCGUCUUUGCUGGAGUUGACAUAUUUGGAGCACUUGGACUUAAGCUGGAAUGAUUUCAUGGGAAGCCCAAUUCCCAUUUUCCUUGGUUCAAUGCAAAGAUUGCGGUAUCUAAAUCUCUCUAAUGCACGCUUCAAUGGUGUAAUCCCUCAGCAACUUGGUAAUCUGUCUAAGUUGCAUGCUCUUGAUCUUAGUAGCGGUCCAAGUGAGUAUGAUUUUCAGCUCUCAGUAAGAAACCUUCAAUGGCUUUCACAAAUUUCAUCUUUGAGACGCCUUGACUUGAGCUGGGUGAACCUUAGUGCAGCCUUUGACUCGGUUCAGGUACUCAACAAGCUACCUUUUUUGGUUCAUUUACGCUUGUCAUCAUGUGGACUUGAUGAUCAUGUUAGUCAGUUCCAUGAUUAUGUUAAUUCCAUGUUUCUUGAACACUUUGAUAUUAGUGUAAACGCACUUCAGGGUCCCAUCCCUGGUGUUAUUAAGCACAUGAGUGUGCUCAAAGUCCUUGACCUUUCAGCCAAUGUCUUUAACUCUACAAUUCCUCUGUGGUUGGCUAACCUGACAAACCUUGUGCAUCUCAAUCUUGGCUUUAAUAAUUUAACAGGUGAAAUUCCAAGAGCUUUGGGGAACCUCACUUCUUUGGUUGUACUAGACUUGUCUUUUAAUUCAUUAGAGGGGGGCAUACCAGGUUCUUUGUGGAAUCUUUGUAGUUUGAAAGUGUUGGAUUUAGCCAACAACAGAUUAAAUGAGACAAUAUCAGAGCCUUAUAAAACUAUAUCCGGUUGCACUGGAAAUGGUUUAGAGAAGUUGAGUUUGAGAUGGAACAAGGUUAGAGGUCCUUUGUCUGAUUGGUUUUCACGGUUUGCAAAUCUCAAAAUCCUUGAUCUUGCGAACAACUCGAUCUAUGGUCCAAUUCCAGCAUCAUUUGGGAGAUUGUCCAACUUGAGAAUGUUAGAUCUUUCUCAUAAUAGUCUAAAUGGAACAGUUCCAGAAUCUUUUGGGCAACUUUCAAUGCUUGAGAAGUUACUCAUGUCCAGCAACCUCUUGCAAGGAACCAUUUCUGAAGUUCACUUUGCAAAUCUCUCAAGAUUAGAAGAGCUAGACAUUGGUUUCAACUUUUUGGCUUUAAAAGUAAAUUCUGACUGGGUGCCCCCAUUUCAACUCAAUUAUAUAAACAUGAAAUCUUGCAAUAUUGGGCCUCAAUUUCCUGCUUGGCUUCAAACGCAAAAAAGGGUUAUCACAUUGUAUCUCUCUAACACAAGCAUCUCAGAUGUUCUUCCGCAGUGGUUUCCCAAAAUGAAAUUUUCCUAUCUGGACCUAUCCUUCAACCAAAUCAGGGGCAGGCUACCAGCAUUUUUGAAACCAGAUACUCUCUACAUGAAUCUAUACCUGAGUUCCAACAAAUUUGAAGGUCCCUUGCCAACUUUUCCUUCCAUCCUAAACAGGUUGGAUCUCACUGACAACUUAAUUUCAGGUUGGAUUCCAGAAGACAUUGGCAACAUGACGCCUACAUUGGACAAUUUACUUCUCUCUGGUAAUCAAAUAAGCGGUCCAAUCCCAAACUCCUUGUGCAAAAUAAAUACCCUGCGAGUUCUUGAUCUCUCCAAAAACAGGCUAUAUGGUGACAUCCCAGAUUGUUGGAGCAAUUUCAAGAUUUUGGCUGUUCUAGAUUUUUCAGCCAACAACCUUUCUGGGUUCAUCCCAACCUCAUUUGGAAAUGCAACAUCACUGCAAUCUUUGCACCUAAGCAACAACAGUCUUCAGGGAGAGCUUCCGUUAUCAUUGAGAAAUUGUACAGGCAUGGUUAUUUUCGAUGUUGGUGAAAAUAAAUUAUCUGGAAGUGUGCCUAGAUGGAUUGAGGAGAGUAUGUUGCGCCUUGAAAUUCUUCGCCUACGAUCAAAUAUGUUUGAUGGCAUUAUUCCUUUAGAAAUAUGCCAGCUCGCUGAGCUUCAAGUACUUGACCUUGCACACAAUAAUCUAUCAGGAAUUAUCCCUCCUUGUUUUGGCAAUUUGAGGGGCAUGAUUUCUGGAAAUGGGACAAGUAGUAUUGGUAUUUAUAAAUGGUCAACUACAUAUGGCGAAAACAUGGUUCAGUUCAUGAAAGGGAAGGAGCUCGAGUACACCAAGACACUUAAGUACCUAAUUAACAUGGAUCUUUCUGUAAAUAAAUUGACAGGAACUAUCCCAGAAGAGUUAACAAACCUUGCUGGACUACGUGGCUUGAACUUGUCCAAUAACCAUUUGAAAGGGAACAUGCCUGCCAUGAUUGGCAACAUAAGGUUCUUGGAGUCCAUGGACUUCUCAAGAAACCAGCUUUCUGGCUCAAUUCCACAAAGCAUGUCUGCACUUACGUCUCUAAGCCAUUUGAACUUGUCCUACAACAAACUAUCAGGACGAAUUCCAUCAGGCAAUCAGCUGCAGACCCUUGAUGAUCCAUCCAUUUACAUUGGCAACUCUCAACUCUGUGGCUUUCCACUAUCAAAGUGUGUGAGUCCGGAGCCACCUCAAGCUGACAAUGAAGGGAAAGAUGAAGGAAAUGGACCUGAGAUAGAAUGGUUGUAUAUCUUUAUGUCUGCCGGGUAUGUGACUGGACUUUGGGGAGUUCUCGGUGUCAUGAUGUACAAGAAGAAUUGGAGGGAUGCUUAUUUCAAAUUUGUGGAUGAUAUCAAAGAGAAAACAAUAUCAAGAUUUAAGGAGAAGGUAGCUACGCCAAAUAGGUCUAGGACCAGGAGCAACCACAUGGAAUGGAGCUGGUAA
Molecule: messenger RNA, 3078 nt
Organism: Quercus lobata
Lineage: Eukaryota; Viridiplantae; Streptophyta; Magnoliopsida; Fagales; Fagaceae
Product: receptor-like protein EIX2
Exons: 1
Coding region: 1-3078 (1025 amino acids)
Molecular function (GO): protein binding
Source: RefSeq, a predicted model, not a curated record